UUGGCUACUCAGCGAAAAUUGAGAGAACUUGGUUGGGAAGUGUUAAUGCAUCCGCCAUAUAGUCCUGACCUUGCAUCCUCAGAUUUUCACCUGUUUCGGUCUCUUCAGAAUUCUUUGGGUAGUGUUAGGUCAUCAAGAGAGGAAUGUCAAAACUAUUUAUCGCAUUUUUUUAAUAAAAAAUCCCACGAUUUCUACAGCAACGGAAUCAUGUCACUACCUGCAAUAUGGCAACAUGUUAUCGAACAAAAUGGCACAUAUAUAUUAUAA
Messenger RNA from Parnassius mnemosyne (clouded apollo), 267 nucleotides. Lineage: Eukaryota; Metazoa; Arthropoda; Insecta; Lepidoptera; Papilionidae. The record is from the annotation of a GenBank genome assembly.